Kwoniella shivajii is the source of this 2172-nucleotide messenger RNA. RefSeq lists its product as uncharacterized. NCBI's taxonomy places the organism in Eukaryota, Fungi, Basidiomycota, Tremellomycetes, Tremellales, Cryptococcaceae. The record is from RefSeq and is a predicted model, not a curated record. The transcript has 12 exons. Bases 1 to 2172 code for a protein of 723 amino acids. Gene Ontology annotation, molecular function: zinc ion binding; DNA binding; DNA-binding transcription factor activity, RNA polymerase II-specific. Gene Ontology annotation, biological process: DNA-templated transcription; regulation of DNA-templated transcription.
AUGACUGCUAACAAGCGGAAAGCGACGGAGUCCGAGACCAGUGCGGGUUCCAUUCAGCCUCCAGCUAAGAGGUCGGUGAACCACACGUCAAGAGCAUGCGAUAGCUGCAGACGGCGGAAAAUCCGAUGUGAUGGAUCGUAUCCACAGUGCACAGUGUGCAAGGAAAGAGGUUGCGCCUGCGAGUACAAAGACGAGGACAAACGCAAGACUCACACCGAGCAUAUGGAAGACCUCAACACUCGGAUGGACAAUUUCGAACGUCUUAUCAAGGAGUUAUUACAUGCUCAGACAGUUGGCCAAAAUGUACCACCUCCCAUGCCAUCGUCCGCCAAUGAGAGCACGAAUGCUCGUGAUCAUACCAUCGUAGUCCCUACUGUAGAACAGAGUGGACCUGAUUCGAGUACACGUAUAUCCGUGCCUGAUUGGACUAUCGAUACUAGUCUGGAUCAGCAUGCUCCCAAUUUACCGUCCUCUAGCACGUACAUCUACCCCGAAACCAGCUUAUCACCCGUCGCUUCUACGCGUCUGAAGAAUCUUGGCGGAACACACGACUAUGAGCGAUUUCAGAGGGUCGGGACUGCCGCCGGAGCUCUUCUGCAGUACGGCCCGACUUCACUAUGGACUGUCACAAGCCCUCGGCAAAACCAAUCAGAUUUACCUUCUGCUAAUGAUUUGCAAAGUGGAGAUUGGAUCGAUUGGUCGCACAGUCUUCCCCCAACGCUCAACAUCAGUCGAACCACUCACGAUCAAGUAAUGAGCUACGUUGAUGCUUUCUACGCACCUUGGGGAUUGACAGUCGAUAUUCCUGCUUUCCUCUACGACCUGAACACAUGCAACCUGGUCAGAGCUGCCACUCAAAGUAAACCCAAUCAAACCCGCACGGCGAGUUAUUCGCCACUCCUGCACUGUUGCGUGCUUUACCUUGGACUUCGGCUGGUCAGACAUGAACAUCCUGUCUUGAUGAGUCAGUACGAGUCAAUCUUUGUCUCACAUUGCUUGACGCUGCUACUCGAGGAAUGCGAUCACACUGCUCUGAGCUCAUUACGUGCUUAUGGAUUGUUUUCAACAUGCAUCCACUUCGUAAGAAUGUCGAAAAACGAAGCCCAAGUAGACUUAGGCCAACGGCAGUUUUCCACUGGUUACCUCUACAGUGGCAUGGCAAUCGCUGGCGUGCACGCACUGGGACUGAACAUCAAUUGUCAAGAUUACGUCAGUAGAGGUUUGAUUAGUGAAAAAGAACGUAACCUACGAGAAUAUGCUUUCUGGUCAACAUAUAUACAUGAUACUCUACGAGCUUUGGCCGCUGGACGACAGCCUAUGCUGGUUGAUCAAUCGGGAGUCCCUUUUCCCACAAUCGACCAUAAGAUGGACGAUGUCCCAUGGAUAAAUCCCAACAACCCGAACUCAACGAUAUCUCAUGCUCCUGCUGGAAUCGUCGCUGUGGGAGUCAGAUCGAUGAGAUCCACAACAUUUCAUUGGUCGGCACGAUUAGCUUACGUAUGUCGAGUCGUAUUGGAGACGUUGUACUCCCCCGCCGCAAGAGGAAGCAGGCAAGACGAAGCUGUAACCAACGUUUCGCGUAAUUUGGAUGAAUGGUAUCGACAAUUCCCCUUUCGAUCUGCGGAACUGACUCCACUUCCCCACAUUUUGAUACUACAUAUGUAUUACAACAUGACGAUGAUAUUUGUACAUCGACCGUUAUACAGAUCGAAUAGACGUGAAUCAGCCGAAAAAUGCAAUCAAGCGGCAAAAUCUAUCCUUGGUACAUUACAAAUUUUCGAGCGAACCCAUGGUCUGCGCUAUGCCCAUCACAAUCUGAUCAAUGUCAUCUUCGGAGCUGCUACAAUAUUCCUUCUUCAAGCUGCAGAGCCCUCUUUGGCCAAUUCGACCGAUGAAAGCAAAGGAAACUUUGAACAAUGUGUCGAUUUUAUGGGUCAAUUGAGUCUAACAUGGGUCGAAGCUAGUAUCGCCAGAAAUAUCUUGCUCACCCUUCAAUCAGAUUACGAGAUCCCAAGAAGCAAUCCUCCAUCUCACAUAGAUACUACAACCGUCGCUGUCCCUUGGAUUGAUCCCUUCAACGACAUGCAAGAUAUAUGGGGGAUGAUGUUUAGCGGAGAACAAAGUGGACAAUGGCAGGAUUUUGGGAAUUCGUAUUCAUCGUCUGGAGCAUGA